GGUGGUCAGUGGUCAGAACCUGGGAGUGAGACAGCAAACGUUGGACUAUAACAAAGAGGGGACGAAAUGGAAUAAACAGUGAUUACUAAACCAAAACGGAUCAUUUCUUCUUAUCCACUCCGGCAAGGACUGUUGAUUUAUUUUAAUGUCUUCUACGCUGUAUGUCAAAUAGUAUGACUCAACAGAGCCAGACAAUGCUGAAGGUAACGUUAACGUUAACUUCACAUUAACGUUACUGUUGCUGUGGGCUUGUAGCUAACAUUGGCUUGCAAAUUUAUAUGUAUUAUUAAGUGAACUGGAUAUAGAUACCCGUAGAAGGGACAAUAUCCGUGUUGGCUUAAACUUCGCUCGAGCAGUGUUUGACGUGCACGCCACCAGGAAAGACAGUGUUAUCUUGGUAGCUAGCUAGCUAGUUAGCUCAAGACUCACUGACUGCUUGUCUAUCCACACCGUCUCUGUGCUGGUUGGCAUUUAAAUAGUUAGAUUCCCUUCACUUGGCUGAAACUAAAAGUGUUCCAACGUAUAUGGACUUUAGUUUGGUACGGUGGGUCUGUUUAUCAAACCACUGUCAAAACGUCAGUACUCCAUACCGGUGUUUACAACUGUUUGCCCCCUCUGGAUAUUUCGAAAUGCAUCACCCGGUUUCUGCAGGGGACUCACCAAGCCCAAGGAAAAUGGCGUACCCAGCAAUUAUUCCUGGAGGGGGUAACGUUUGUAAUCAUAGCAGUGAAACCAUGUCUGCAUUGUCAACUGUGACUUGCUCUACACUUAGUAACAACCCUCUGCUGGCUGAUGAGUAUCACUCACUGACACAGGCUCACCCUAUACCUGUCUCUUCUACUGGUGGAUUACAGCAACCUCCUCACAGUCUCAACAUUCAUACCCAGUCUACAAUCCAACCUCAGAUUCUGCCAUUAUCUGGAGCACAGAUGAAGAAAAAAAGUGGCUUUCAGAUCACCAGUGUGACACCUGCUCAAAUUACCAUCAGCACUAACAACAGCAUAGUUGAGGAUACUGAAAGCUGUGAUGACUUGGAUGAGUCACACACUGAGGAUUUGUCCUCCUCUGAGAUUAUGGAUAUACCUUCCCGAAGUGAUAAGGGAGGUCCACAGAGGAGUUCCUCAGAGGAAACGCUCAACAACUUUCAAGAGGCAGAAACCCCAGGAGCAAUGUCUCCCAACCAACCCCCACUCCAUCACUCCUUGACUCAUCCACAGGGCAUAUUGAUGAAUGGAUCUGCCCAUCACCUCCACCAACAGGAUCCUCAUUAUAAUCACCGCCACCAUAUUCAUGCCAACCUGGCCUCAUCAGCCUCCAUCAGUGCCCAGUCAGUCUUCCCUGCUCUGACCACCGUGUCCACUUCUGUCCAGAAAAUGCCUUUGAAUGUUGGAGGCCUACUUGAAAAUGCCUCUGCCAGCACUGCUGGUUUGAUGGGUCAGCCUUCACCUGGGUCUGUCCCAGGAGCUACUGCUGGAGUAUUCUCUGCUGUCUCAGGUGCCACAAUUAGUAAUGUAAGUUCAAGCAAUGUUAAUGAUAUCAGAACUUUGAAUUCAGCCUGUGUGCCUGUUGUGGGGGGUGUCAGCAGCAGCAUUAGUAAUGUAGUACCUUCCACUGGUUUGAGGAAUAGUGGUAGCAGCCAAAAUGUGAACAUGAUACAGCAACAUCAACAAAGUGAAAUGACUGGAGCAAGUAUGACUGGUCUUUUGGGGAUGAACAACAGUGGCCUUACAGGAGUGCCUGGAGCAGUGCAACCCAUGACUACAGGAAACACCGCCCCAGUUUCUCACACCCAACAGCAGCAACCCCCUGUCACAUCAAGUUCACGUUUCAGAGUAGUCAAACUAGACUCUAAUUCUGAGCCGUUCAAGAAGGGGAGGUGGACAUGCACUGAGUAUUAUGAUAAAGAAACAGCUUUAUCCAUGUUUGCCUCUGCUUCAGCCUCCACAGUCCCAUCAGAGAUUCCUGUCAACCAAGUAGUGGAGACUGUGCGGCAGGGGACUGAGAACACUGUGGCAAGUUCAGAGCAUGAUUGUAUGAGCUUGAGCAGCAGCUCUGUCAGCAGUUCUGUGAGUACUCUUAGCCACUUCUCAGAGAGUGUGGGCAGCGGAGAGAUGGGAGGUCCCUCUAUCUUACAGCAGACUUUCCAGCAGUCACAAGACUACACCCCUGUGGCUCCCCGGAGUGUGCACCAUGUGAAGAACAGCCUGGCUCCCUCUCCUCCUGUCAGCAUGCAGCAGCAGCAGCAGCAACAGCAGACAUCAACCAAUUUGGGAACCCUGUCAUCACCCAUGCUCCCAUCCUCAGCAGUGUCCCAGCAGCAGCAGAUGUCAUAUGGCCAGACACCCCCCCAGUGUGUCAGUCAGCAGCUGAUGAGCUACUCACCUGCACAGCAAUUGGCCUCACCUGCCCAGGUGGCACGGGCACACAUUAUUCCUUUAAACCAGGCUUGCACCCAAUCAUCUGAUUACAGCCAAACUCAGCACCAAACCCAGCUCCAGACAUCUUGCCCUGGGUCAUCACAGUCAAUAACCCUCCAGACUGGCAGCAUGCCACCUGUCUCUGUGUCAGGGAAUAGUCAGUUGAUGAUCGCAGCACAGCAACCUGUGGGCAAAGCACCCACUUCUGCCAUGCGGCCCCUCCCCUUAGGUCUUUUACAAUCCCAGCCUCAGCAGACAUCAUCACCCCAGAUGGUCCAGGCACCUGUUGGGGUCAUGCCUCAGAUGGUGCCGGCUAUGCUUGGACUUUUGCAAAAGCCUAGCCACCAGCUUCCUUUAGAGCAGCAACCAGUCAGCACACAAGGCAUGACCCAACACUCCUCUGUAAUAACGAAUAUGCUGUCAAAUGUGCCUCCCAAUCUCGCAAACAUUGCCCUGUCUGGCAUGGUCCAGAAUGGUACUAAGGACAAUGAUGUCCAGUCUAGUGCCAGCACACUGUGUGCAACCUUGCCUUCUCUGACAGCCACACAGCUUGAGGGUGCCCAACGUCUUCUCCUUCAGCACCAGUCCCUGCUAUCGCUGCCUAUGCUGGCUGCUGGUGAAUGCGCCUCACAUACUGGAACCUCCUUAGCUACAGAGGGAAAUAUUGGAGUCAAUGCCUUAACUUCCUCAGCAAGUCUGCUGAAGAACCUGCCUGUGGAUGGAGAGGAUGAUGGUUCCUCGGGUGCCAGUGUUGUUGCCAUAGACAAUAAAAUUGAACAAGCAAUGGAUUUGGUGAAGAGUCACCUGAUGUACGCCGUACGGGAGGAGGUUGAAGUUUUGAAAGAGCAGAUAAAAGAAUUGGUAGAGAGGAACUCUCAGCUGGAGCAGGAAAACAACCUGCUAAAGAACUUGGCCAGUCCAGAACAGCUGGCACAGUUUCAAGCACAAGUGCAGAGUGGUUCACCGCCGGCUUCCAUUCAAGGUAGCCAGCAGCCUGCCCCGUCGGUCCAGCUUGCCUCUCAGACCUCUGGGCCUUCUGCAUAGCCGCCUUUUACCACAGUGGCAUAGAGACUGUGCUGAAGAGAGAAAAAACUACGGAAUGCAAACAUGCUGAAGCUAAUGAUCAUUAAACCUGAAGAUCGAUGCCUCAUUUACAUGAGGAUUCUGUUAAAGGCUAAUGUUUCUUUUUGCACAUAUUUGACUUUCAAAACUUGAUACAGUGUUACAACUGAGAGCAACUGACAAUCCGGUCAUGCUCCGGAAGCAGAUGAUGGAAUGUUGCCAAAAAAGACAAACAAGCUGGACAUGACAUUAUGAAUCACUGUGCCUAAGUCUAAUAGAUUUCAAAUGUUCAUUUCCAUCAGUGACUAUGGGAUUGUAAAUGAUUGUCAUCAUACUCAAAAUGUGUCUGUGUAUGUAACCACAGCAGUCCUUAGGUCUGUGCUCUUAAUUGGAAAAAAAGCACUUUUCAUGGUGAUGGAUGGUCAAAACUCAAC
Molecule: messenger RNA, 3913 nt
Organism: Sardina pilchardus (European sardine)
Lineage: Eukaryota; Metazoa; Chordata; Actinopteri; Clupeiformes; Clupeidae
Gene: tsc22d1
Product: TSC22 domain family, member 1
Exons: 3
Coding region: 525-3461 (978 amino acids)
Biological process (GO): regulation of transcription by RNA polymerase II; negative regulation of apoptotic process; positive regulation of cell population proliferation
Cellular component (GO): nucleus; cytosol
Source: RefSeq, a predicted model, not a curated record